AUCGUCAAAACUGGAUCGAGCUUCUAUCUCGCAUGCGCAGAAUAAACCAGUCACACGUUGCCGUGUCAAUAGUAAACGUACGGAGAUUUGCGCAUUAAAUCAUAGGGGUCCGGCGUUCAAUUCAAUAUUUUGCUAGCUGUUUACCAGCUAUACCAUGGCUUCUUUCUCAAACUCUUGGCUUCUUUUAGUUUUUACGAUAUUUUAUUAUUUCAGUCCUACAAUAUGCAGCAAUGUAGUGAUAUUAGAUGAAGGAAACUUCGAUAAAGUAAUCGCUGAAAACAAGUUAGUCUUCGUUAAUUUUUACGCCGACUGGUGUCGAUUUAGUCAAAUGCUGUCACCCAUUUUCGACCAAACAUCAGAUAUAGCAAAAGAAGAAUUCCCAAGUGACCUAGUGCUUGCAAAAGUAGACUGUGACAGCCAUCCUGAGGUUGGGCAAAGAUUCCAGAUAACCAAAUACCCAACUUUAAAGCUGUGGAGGAAUGGACAGCCUGCCAGGCGUGAAUACAGGGGACAGAGGUCUGUUGAUGCCUUUUCAAACUACUUGAGGAACCAGAUGAGAAGCAGUAUCAAGGAAUUUCACUCACUUAGCGAUAUGGGGCUAAAUUCAAAGAAAAGAAACAUCAUUGCAUAUUUGGAGAGUAAAGAAGGGGACAAUUAUAAAAAAUUUGAGAAGCUUGCAGAGGAAUUUAGAGAGGAUUGUGAAUUCCAUGUUGGAGUAGGGGAUUCAUCUGCUAAGGAGAGGAAAGUUGGAGAUAACCUUGUAUAUAGACCAGAAAAUAAGGGACCAGAGGGUGAUAUUGUUUACACAGGAAGCCUGACAGACUUUGAGCAUUUGAAGCAGUGGACUAAUGACAAAUGUAUCCCACUGGUGCGGGAGAUCACUUUUGAGAAUGCAGAAGAGCUGACAGAGGAGGGAAAACCCUUCUUGCUCUUGUUCUACGACCCUAAUGACCACCAUAGUAUUGAGGAAUUCAAAGAGGAAGUCGCCAAGCAGCUUGUUGGCGAAAAAGGUCAAAUGAACUUCCUUAUUGCUGAUGGACACAAAUUCUCCCAUCCCCUCCAUCACCUUGGCAAGUCCCAACAGGACCUACCCCUCAUUGCCAUUGACAGCUUCAGACACAUGUAUCUCUUUCCAAAGUUUGAAGACAUAAGAAUACCUGGACGACUGAAGCAAUUUACCGAUGAUCUUCACUCUGGAAAGCUUCACCGAGAAUUUCAUCAUGGUCCUGACCCAACACCUGACACCCAUGCAGCCCCUGGCGAGCCUCGUGUGCCUCAUGGUGACACUGGCGACUCCACUGAACCGAAACCUGACGCAGGCACACAGCCUCAAGGCAGCUCAGGAGACAAAAGAAAGACCAAAACAUCACCCCCAGAAACAAUCUUUAAAAAGCUCUCUCCAAGUUACAACCGUUAUACCCUUCUACGAGAUGAGCUAUAAGCAUCUGUUGUGAAUUGGUUUGGAAUUUCUUAGUGAAAGGGAGUCAAGAAAUGCUUUGCUGGUUGCAUUUAUUUAUUUUAGGGUAGUUUAAGUUUUGCUUGCACUAGGCUUACCACUCUGAUGAAUACAGUAUUCAAAAGACAGCAAGCACUGAAGACACCCUAGCCAGUUUUAUAUUUAUAGCAAUAUUACAUACUAAUAGUGCCAUCACUGCUAAUGGACAGGUUCUAAGAUGCAAAGUAACCACCAUCUAGAGACUGCUGCAAAACAAGACCUCAAAGUGGUGUUGCUUAUGCCAUGGAGUUACUAAAAUAACACACAUUAUAAGACAUGAAAGAAAGUGUACGGGAUAAUAGAAUAACUUCCCUAGGAUGUGUUCGGGUAAUUUGUUAAUUUGGAAAACUGCUUGCUAUGACUUUUGCAUCUUACCCUUUGAUUUUUUACUCUGGACUCUUUAUUUUGUCAGUAUGUUAGGUUUUUGGGGAGGGACAGGGGUGGGGGGGGGGGGGGGUAAAUAAGAGAAGAAUGUGUGGUGUGUGCACACACAUUGUUUGUCAUGUCAUAAUUCACCGACUAUCAGAUGAGUCACAAGGGUAAUAAAAAAGCUGAUAGAGGGAAAGCUAUUUCUUAACUUGGUAUAUAUUUGGUCAACAUACAUUUUCCUGUAUUACAAUAAAAUGAUCUAGAACUGUCUGAUUCCCAAGUGCAUAUUUUUCCAGUUUCAUCCAUUGGUUUUGAAUAAAAGAUUUUUAUAUUGA
Molecule: messenger RNA, 2199 nt
Organism: Nematostella vectensis (starlet sea anemone)
Lineage: Eukaryota; Metazoa; Cnidaria; Anthozoa; Actiniaria; Edwardsiidae
Product: endoplasmic reticulum resident protein 44
Exons: 14
Coding region: 155-1441 (428 amino acids)
Source: RefSeq, a predicted model, not a curated record